Molecule: messenger RNA, 6805 nt
Organism: Amphiprion ocellaris (clown anemonefish)
Lineage: Eukaryota; Metazoa; Chordata; Actinopteri; Pomacentridae
Exons: 1
Coding region: 559-6354 (1931 amino acids)
Biological process (GO): DNA integration
Molecular function (GO): nucleic acid binding
Source: RefSeq, a predicted model, not a curated record
UGUCUUUAAAAUUAGAUGAAUAAGUUGAUAAGUUAAAUAAGUUAGUUAAAAGUGGAUUAAAAAGCUAAAAGGCUAUUACCAGUUGGGUUUAAAAACAGCGUCAGAGUGAGUGCUCUGUUUUCUUGUUUAGUUUUCAGAAGUAGCCACAGAGUGAGCGCUCUUACUUCACAACCUAUCUUUGACGUUUCUGUGUUUCUUGUGAGUUAGCUCCGUCUCUCGUGUCGAGCACACAGCCAAGACGGACAGAGACGAAUUCAUGACGUUGCUAAUGUUUUUAUGAUACGCUUCUGCCUUGGAGAUCAUUAGUCUUUUUACGAAAAGAAAGGAAAGAAAAGAAAGGAAAGAAAAGAAAGGAAAGAAAAGAAAGGAAAGAAAAGAAAAAGAACAGUCAACUCAAGUAAAAUACGGGAAAAGCAAGCCCUGUGUGUUUAUUUGAAGACCUUUUUCGGACGUUAACUAGCUGUCUAGCUACGCACAAGAACACGCGCUGCGAGGGCAGCAUAGUAAAAAGACUAUUCUACAGCGGGCUCAAGCACUUGGAAACAUUACUCAGCAAACAUGAGUCUACGCUCAGGAAAAAAUCAUCUUAAGGAGCACACUACUAUGCAGCAAAAUGAAGCUAGUGGAGGUGAAGCAACCAAAGAGCAGACGCUUCCUCAGCCAUUUGAUGCUAAGUCACAGUCGUCUAGAGCAUCCACUAGACCCUCUCAACGUUCAUCAUCAACAGCCUCUUCAGCCACAAAAGCCUAUGCUAAGGCAAAAGCUGCCCGAGCACAACUAGUUUACGCUGAGAGAGAAGCUAACGUGAUGAAACAGAAAGCAGAACUGGAAGCAAAUCUCCAUCUACUCCAGUGCGAAAGAGCUGUUGCUGCAGCUGAAGCUGAAAUGGAAGCUUAUGAGGAAGCUGAAGUGGAAAGCCGAGAGCUCACACAAGGACCCUACGACACAGACAAGCCCAUCAGUCCUGUACAACGCACUUGUGAGUACAUCCAGCAACAUUUUACAGAACUGCCAUCAAAACACGUAGCAGUGGAGUCUGAUGAGAGAAAAAUAAGCACACACGCUUUGAACAAAGACAUAAAGAAAGGGCCUACAAUGAACACAAACAGUACUCACCCUCACAGUACUCCAAAAUACACAACCAAGCCAGAGAGAGAAUACUUACCGGGGCCAAAAAGUGCUCAGGAGGACUUUGCAAAAUAUCUAAUUCGGAGAGAAAUGAUAAGCACUGGGCUCCUGCAAUUUGAUGACAAACCUGAAAAUUAUUGGUCAUGGAAGGCCUCUUUUCUAAGUGCAACAAAGGAUUUGAAUCUCUCUGCCAGGGAGGAGCUAGAUCUAUUGACAAGGUGGCUGGGUGCCGAAUCAUCAGAGCAGGCAAAGAGAAUUCGUGCGGUGCAUGCCCUCAAUCCUGCAGCAGGUGUCAACAUGGUGUGGCAGCGUCUCGAAGAGAGUUAUGGAUCACCUGAGGUCAUCGAAGAUGCACUGCUAAAAAAGAUUGAACGCUUUCCAAGGUUGACCAACAAAGACAAUGUCAAGCUGAGGGAGCUAAGCGACAUCCUCCUGGAACUUGAGUGUGCUAAGCAGGACGGCGCUCUUCCAGGGCUCGCAUAUCUGGAUACACCUCGUGGGAUAAAACAAAUAGUGGAAAAACUCCCCUUUAACCUCCAAGAAAAGUGGACAGCUGUUGGAAGCAACUACAAAGAGGAUUACAGAGUGGCUUUUCCUCCCUUUUGUGUCUUCUCCAAUUUCAUUCAACGGCAAGCAAAGAUAAGGAAUGAUCCAAGCUUUAUUCUCUCCACCCCCAGCAGUCACGUGUCUUAUAGACCAGAAAAGCUUGUACAGUCUAGUCGCAAAACCUCUGUGACCGUACACAAAAUAGACAUCCCUGCAGAACAAUCAAUCAUCCAAACUGAUCCUGUUCUGAAGAAAUUAGAGGAACCAGAUCGUCAGUGUCCCAUACAUAAGAAGCCACACCCAUUGAGAAAGUGCAAGCUCUUUAGAGGCAAACCCCUGGAAGAGCGCAAAGCCUAUCUAAAAGAGAAUCGCAUCUGCUAUAGAUGUUGUGGUUCUGUUCAACACAUGGCAAGAGACUGUAAGGUGACCAUCAAGUGUUUAGAGUGCAACAGUGAGAAGCACAUUGCCGCACUGCAUCCAGAUCCUCCUCUCACACUCACACAAAGCGCUGUAGCUGAAGGAAGCGACAGCGGGGAGCACAGCGAAUGCUCAUCUUCAGUAAUCUCUAAGUGUACGGAGGUUUGUGGCCAGGCUAACAGUCCACGCUCAUGUUCCAAAAUCUGUUUAGUGAAAGCUUUUCCAACAGGGAAAAAAGAGAAGGCAGUUAAAAUGUAUGCUGUGCUGGAUGAACAAAGUAACAAGUCCCUUGCCAAGACAGAGUUCUUUGACCUUUUCAAAGUAAAAGCCAGCCACAUCCCAUACACCCUGAAAACAUGUUCUGGGAAAGUGGAGACUUCAGGAAGGAGAGCUGUUAAUUUCUCCAUCGAGUCGAUGGAUGGGAAACUCCAGCUGCCCCUACCCCCCUUGAUAGAGUGUGACAGGGUGCCGGAUGACAGGACAGAAAUUCCCUCCCCUGAGAUUGCACACCAUCACCCACACCUGCUCCCAGUAGCUGAUAAGAUUCAACCUGUAGACCUAGAUGCUCCGAUCCUUCUGCUCUUAGGGAGAGACAUUCUACAGGUGCAUAAAGUGCGUGAGCAAAUAAACGGGCCCCAUAAUGCACCUUACGCUCAGCGACUAGACCUCGGCUGGGUCAUUGUUGGAGAAGUGUGCUUGGGAACAGUUCACAAACCAUCAGAGGUCAGUGUCUACAAAACAAACAUGCUGAACAAUGGUCGUAGAUCCUUUCUAAAACCAUGCCCGAACAAUAUCCAUGUGAAGGAUCACUACAGGUGCAUGACACAAUAUCAUGAUUCAACCUUUCCUGCUUGGGACAAGAACUCAAGGCCCACCCUCAGUGCAGACAAUCUGGGGUGCUCAGUAUUCGACCGGUCUAAAGAUGACAACAAACCAGCGCUGUCCAUGGAUGACAAAAACUUCCUUACCAUCAUGAAUGCAAAAGUCCAUCAAAAUGAAGGGAACAGCUGGGUGGCUCCUUUACCCUUUCGCUGCCCAAGAAAACGGCUUCCGAGUAACAGGGAGCAAGCUUUAAAACGUCUCUGUUCACUGCGGAGGACUCUGGUGAAAAACCCAGAGAUGAGCGAUCAUUACACCAAGUUCAUGCAAAAGAUGUUGGACAGUGAUCAAGCUGAGCCUGCUCCACCUUUGGACAAAGACAAAGAACAUUGGUACUUGCCUACAUUUGGUGUGUACCACCCCCAAAAGCCAAACCAGAUACGGAUCGUUUUCGACUCAAGUGCUGCAUGUGAUGGGACGUCUCUUAACGAUGUUCUCCUUAGUGGACCAGAUUUGAACAACACACUGUUGGGCGUUCUCCUGCGGUUCAGGAGAGAACUCGUGGCUUUUACAACAGAUGUGGAGCAAAUGUUUUAUUGUUUUGUUGUCCAAGAAGAACACAGAGAUUUCCUUCGGUACCUCUGGUAUGAGGACAACGACAUCAGCAAGGCAGUGGUAGAAUACAGGAUGAAGGUCCAUGUAUUUGGAAAUAGCCCCUCACCUGCCGUAGCUAUCUACUGCAUGAGACGAGCAGCGCAACAGGGUGAAAAAGAACAUGGUUCCGACGCGAGACAAUUUGUUGAGAGACAGUUUUACGUCGAUGACGGUCUCAUGUCAGUUGCCACACCCGAAGAAGCAAUAGAUCUUCUCACACGGACCAGACAGAUGUUAGCAGAAUCCAACCUGCGACUUCAUAAAGUGGCAUCAAACAACAGCCAGGUAAUGGAAGCCUUCCCUGCAGAGGACCGAGCAAAGGAUCUAAAGGAUUUAGACCUUGGAAAGGAUCUUCUGCCUCUUCAGAGGAGCUUGGGGCUUUCCUGGAACCUAGAGACUGACAGCUUUACUUACCUGGUGUCCCAGGAAAAGAAGCCAUUCACACGAAGAGGUGUGUUGUCGACAGUUAACAGUUUGUACGACCCCUUGGGCUUUGUAGCUCCAAUAAUAAUGCAAGGGAAAGCCCUGGUCCGCGAACUGUCAUCGGAACAAAGAGAGUGGGAUGCUCCUCUCCCCCCAGAAAAGGAAGCAGAGUGGAUCCUAUGGAAGGACUCUUUGAAGGCUCUUGAAGAUCUGGAGAUCAAGAGGUGCUACAUUCCAGUCUCACUGUCUUUAACACAGGAGAAAGAACUGUGCAUCUUUUCAGAUGCCUCCAUGGUAGCUAUUGGAGCUGUAGCCUACUUGAGAGCUGCUGAUACUGGAGGACAGUAUCAUGUCGGAUUUGUCAUUGGGAAGUCAAAACUGGCUCCUCGUCCUGCCCACACCGUUCCACGUUUGGAACUCUGCGCAGCUGUGCUUGCUGUAGAGGUAUUUGAGCUGAUCAGAGAUGAGAUGGACAUUAAAGUGAGUGCUGUAAAGUUUUUCACAGACAGUAGAAUCGUGCUUGGGUACAUACACAACUCCACAAGAAGGUUUUAUAUGUAUGUUUCCAACAGGGUAACGCGGAUUAGAGGAUCCACACACCCAAACCAGUGGCAUUAUGUGCCUACAAACCUGAACCCUGCAGACCAUGCUACCAGGUUUACAUCAGCAGCUCAACUCCAACACAGCAACUGGCUCUCAGGCCCAGCCUUCAUGUAUUCCAACAAAACAGCAGAGACACCUGAAGCAAGUCCUUUUGACCUCAUUGAGCCUGAAGCUGACGACGAGAUUCGUCCUGAGGUUGUUACUCUGGCAACCAAGGUGUCAGAGCCCCUAUUGAACUCACAACACCUUGAGCAGUGCUCGAGCUGGAGUACACUCUGUCGUACUUUAGCCAGACUCAUUCAUGUUGUGGCAUCCUUCAAAGGAAAAACAGACAAAGGAUGGAAAUGUUUCAAAGAAAUGCCCAGCAUAUGUGAACUUUCACAAGCCAAAGUGCUAAUCAUUCGGUCUGUCCAGCACACAGCCUUUAAAGAGGAAUUAAAAUGUCUUAAAGAAGGCAGACAGACAAUUAUGAAGCAAAGCGCACUCAAGAAGCUAAACCCAGCAGUGGAUAAGGAUGGUCUGUUGCAUGUCGGAGGUCGUCUCUCCUCUGCUGAGCUGACAGAAGAGGAAAAGCAUCCAUUGAUCAUUCCACAUGGCCAUCAUAUUGCUACAUUACUUGUCAGGCAUUUCCAUGAACAAGUGGCUCACCAAGGGCGACACAUUACUGAAGGAGCUAUCCGAGGUGCUGGAUACUGGAUAAUUGGAGGUAAGCGCUUGGUGUCGUCUGUCAUACACAAGUGUGUUACCUGUCGCAAAUUGAGAGGUAGAUUGGAGGACCAGAAAAUGGCAGAUCUGCCCACAGACAGACUUACUCCUGAACCACCGUUCACUUCUGUCGGCCUUGAUGUCUUCGGGCCAUGGACCAUCAUGACACGCCGCACAAGAGGAGGAAGUGCGGAGAGCAAGCGAUGGGCCGUGCUCUUUACGUGCAUGUCAACCAGAGCAGUGCACAUUGAACUGGUUGAAACCAUGUCAACUGACAGCUUUAUUAAUGCUCUGAGGAGGUUCUUCUCAAUUCGUGGUCCAGCAAAACUUCUGCGGUCGGACAGAGGGACUAACUUUGUAGGAGCCUGCAAGGAUUUAGGUAUAAACACUGAUGCCACAGUAAUCAGGAAGUACCUACAAGAGAAAGGAUGCUCCUGGGUGUUUAAUCCUCCUCACGCGUCCCACAUGGGUGGCUCCUGGGAGCGGCUUAUUGGGGUUGCCAGGCGCAUUCUGGACGCAAUGCUGCUUCAAACAGGACCAACACGACUCACACACGAAGUCCUGAGCACCUUCAUGGCGGAGGUGACGGCGAUUAUAAACUCAAGACCUCUUGUGCCCAUAUCCACUGACCCAGAUAAUCCUGCAAUACUCACCCCAGCGAUGCUUCUUACUCAGAAGACGAGUGCUAUUUCAGCCCCCUCUGGAAACUUUGACUCGGCGCAAUUGUAUGGAAAGCAGUGGAAGCGAGUGCAAUGUCUUGCCGACACAUUCUGGAAGAGAUGGAAAGGAGAGUAUCUGUCUACUCUACAGAGCCGCAGGAAGUGGACGACAGAUAAGCCAAAUGUAAAAGAAGGAGAUGUUGUCUUAUUGAAAGACAGCCAGGCCCACAGGAAUGAAUGGCCAAUGGGACUGGUUGUUAAAGCCUUCCCAAGCAGCGACAAGAGGGUCCGCAAGGUGGAGGUGCGGACUGUGAAGGAUGGGACAGUCAAGUUCUUUUCAAGGCCGGUGUCCGAGGUUGUGGUCCUUCUUUCUGAGACUCAACAAAAAGACUUGUGUUGAUGUUAUUGCCAGAGAACAUUCCCCUUUUCAAUUUUAUUGUAUCUGCAUUGACAUUUAUUUGUAGUGAUAUAAUGUUAUUAUAUCAAGCGGGGAGUGUACUGUCUUUAAAAUUAGAUGAAUAAGUUGAUAAGUUAAAUAAGUUAGUUAAAAGUGGAUUAAAAAGCUAAAAGGCUAUUACCAGUUGGGUUUAAAAACAGCGUCAGAGUGAGUGCUCUGUUUUCUUGUUUAGUUUUCAGAAGUAGCCACAGAGUGAGCGCUCUUACUUCACAACCUAUCUUUGACGUUUCUGUGUUUCUUGUGAGUUAGCUCCGUCUCUCGUGUCGAGCACACAGCCAAGACGGACAGAGACGAAUUCAUGACGUUGCUAAUGUUUUUAUGAUACGCUUCUGCCUUGGAGAUCAUUAGUCUUUUUACGAAAAGAAAGGAAAGAAAAGAAAGGAAAGAAAAGAAA